Onychostoma macrolepis is the source of this 6572-nucleotide messenger RNA. Its product is annotated as tensin-3-like. Gene Ontology annotation, molecular function: phosphatase activity; protein binding. Bases 2373 to 5783 code for a protein of 1136 amino acids. NCBI's taxonomy places the organism in Eukaryota, Metazoa, Chordata, Actinopteri, Cypriniformes, Cyprinidae. Gene Ontology annotation, biological process: dephosphorylation. The record is from RefSeq and is a predicted model, not a curated record. The transcript has 27 exons.
CAUCCAUUGCUGAGACACUGAUGCAGAGACACAUUUCUACAAACCUGAUGAAGAAACAAACUCAUCCUAAUCUUGGAUGGCCUGAGAGUGAGUAUAGGCACAAAGUGUUCCCUUUAAUAGUUGUGCCCCGACUUACCGUCCCAGAAUGCUUUGAUGUAGAGCUGAUUGUGUUCAGCCGCCGUAUGUUAAUGACUAAGCCAUGCGUAGGCCAGAUUCAUCGCAGUGGAGAAGCGUGCCGGAUGAAUCAAUGAGAGAUAAGAGAGGUGGAUGAACUUGUCCUGUGGCGGUCAAAGUACAGUCAUGAGACACAGCACAGUGUUUCAACAAGCCGAAUGAUUCAUAUGAAAUAUUCAGUAAACGUACUAGUGUUCAGAGGAACACGCUGCACAUCCCUGACAUGUGCUUGCAGUUACAUUCAUACUGCUGUUUCGUAAAGCAAUAAAUAAUAAUGUGCCACUGAAAUUGCUCUUGUGUUGCCAUUGUGAUUUUAUAUCAGGUCUCUGGAGCAAUGAAGCAUGUUUUUAAACUUGUCUCAACCUGCAAACAGCAUGCUUUAAUAUCAGGGCAGCUACAUCUGCUCGCUGCAGCCCCGUCAGCUCACUGUAGGUGGCGUACCACGCACAGAAGCAGGACAGGUCAUUCAAAACCAGCCUUCAUCAGGAGUAAUUACACAUUUCACAGUGCUGGAACAGGACACUCGAGCUGUAGACACACAUGAAGCAGAUCACACUCACGUCAGUGAUGUUCUUCACUCAUGUGCUGCUCUCUCUGCUGUCAGUCAUUAACCAGCUAUCAGAGAUCACCACACACAAAGCCAUGUUAUGUAAUGCAGCAUUCCUGCGCCUUCAGAAGACCAAUGAAUGGCUGUCUUCAAGAGUCUGGCCAGAGGUCAUGUGACUAACAGGGUUCGGUUACACAGACGACAAUGAAUUAAAUGUGAACACUAGUUACAGUGAUCCAGAGGUGAUUGUGUUGCUCAGAUUCCGCUCUUUAAUAACUCAGGAAGAGUUCAUGCUUGAAGAAAUAACAACAGAGACAAAUGAGCCAAUAGAUGAACCCCUGAUAACAUCUACACUGCAAAGAAUUGUUUUCUUACUGAAUAUUUUUGUCUUGUUUUACAGUACAAAUAUCCACUUCUUAAAACAAGAUACAUUUACUCAUCAAAAUUGGAUUUAGGCUUAAAACAAGUAAAAAUAUCUGUCAAUGGUGUCAGAAAUAUAACAAGUUUGUUUGUUUGUUUUGUUUUUUUUAAUCCAUGGGCAUUUUUAAACAAAACUCUUAAUUUAAAAAACUUAAUUUUGAUUUUAAAAAUUCAGAAAAUAAGUAUAAAUAAUAUUUUAAUUAAUUUUGCUUCUCAGUAAUGUGUAUUGAUAAGAUUGUUGAGAAAUUUAUACUGGAAAACAACAAAAAUACAGAGUAAGAACGUUUUUUGCAGCAUACAGUGACUCUCACGAUGAUGAGAUCUGAAUCUGAGCACAGUUUGAGACAUUGUUGAGCUAUUUAAGAGAUAUCUCGUGAUUUUCUGUUCUGUAAAGAUGAAAAUGUGUACAAUUUUAAAGUGUUGUUUAAAAAAAAAGAAAAAACUUAGUUAUAUAAAAAAUUUAAAAAAAAAAAAAAAAGUUUAUUACUUUUUGUUUCCUUUUAGUUAAAAUCCGCAACAUUUUAAAGUGUUAUUUAAAAAAAAAAAAAAGUUUGAUUUUAUUAGUACUUUUUGCUUUUAUUUUAAACUUCACAAGUUGAUUGUAAACUUCACUAAACUUAAGGUUGUAUUUUUUGGUUAUAUUUAAUUUAUUAGUAUUUUAGGUUUGCGUUUAGUUUAAUUUUGUGAGUAGCCUACUUUUUGUUUUCUUGUAGUUUUAUGUCAGCUUUAAUGUGCUGCUGAAGUGAUGAGAGUUUUUAUGGCAUUGUUCCUCACUGAAUGUGUUCUGAUCUCAGUGUAUUGAUGGUUCAGUGCAUUAGUGUUUAUCUUGAAUAUCUCAUUCAGUUGAUCAGUUUUGUCAGCGUGUGUGUGAAGGCAUCUGCUGGUAUUGUUACUGUCCCUUCCCCCAUCCCUCGUGUGUGUGUGUGUGUGUGUGUGUGUGUGUGCUGCAUGGGAACAGCCAGAGAAUGGAGGUGGAGGGGAGAGGAGAGCAGGGGGAGGAUCCAGAGCUGCGGCCGUCUUUCUUUUCACUAACUCUGGAGUUGAGUUUAGAAAAGCCUGAAAUGACUAAUGAGAAAGCAAUGAGGUGCGAGCACUGAUCCUGGACUAAAGUCUGAAUCCUCAGCCUCUUUCCUGCAGUCUGCGGCAGAUUUACAGCUGAACUAUGACGAGGUGAAGAGAGUCUCCCUCUCGUCUCACGCUUACAAGAGCAGCUAACUCUCCCCCAGACAAGAUGGAGGAGGGAUAUGAACUCGACCUCACCUAUGUGACGGAGCGCAUUAUUGCGGUGUCCUUCCCUCAAGACUGCUUCGAUGAGACGUACCUGCGCAACCUGAGAGACGUCACGCACAUGCUCAAGUCCAAACACGCAGACAACUAUCUGGUGAUCAACCUGUCAGAGAGAAAGCAGGAGCUCACUAAGAUGAACCCUAAGACUCUGGACACGGGGUGGCCGGACUUCCACGCUCCUCCUCUGGAUAAGAUCUGCACCAUCUGUAAGGCCAUAGAGAACUGGCUAAACGCCGACCCGCUGCAUGUGGUGGUCAUUCACUGCAGGGGAGGGAAGGGCAGGAUCGGAGUGGUCAUCUCCUCCUUUGUUCAUUUCACAGAUGUCUCUGCCAGUGCGGAUCAGGCUUUAGAUCGCUUCGCCAUGAGGAAGUUCUAUGAUGACAAGGUUUCUGCUUUGAUGACGCCGUCUCAGAAAAGGUACGUGUGGAUCCUCAACAGUCUCCUGAGUGGCUCCAUCAAGAUGAACACGUCUCCUCUCUUCCUCCACUGCGUCCUCAUUCACGGCAUGCCUCGCUUUGACCCUGCAGGAGUGUGUCAGCUGUAUCUGAAGGUGUAUCAGGGCAUGCAGGUGGUCUACGUCUCAGGAGUCUAUCACGUUGGAGCCGCUCACAGAGACAGGAUCUCCAUUGCCCUCGAACCAGCACAGCUACUGAAGGGAGAUAUUAUGGUGAAAUGCUUCCAUAAGAGCAGCGGGUCUGAGCGAGACCUUAUAUUCAGAGUUCAGUUUCACACGGGAGCCGUUCAGGCCUACAGCCUUGUGUUUCAGAAAGACGACAUGGAGCACGCUAAUAAAGAUGCCAGAUUUCCAGAUUAUGGGAAAGUGGAGUUAGUUUUCUCUGAUGGGCCAGAAAGAAUUUCAGGUUCAGAUCGCUGGCACAACGGCCCAGAUGUGACCGUCGACUACAUGAGCGCAGAUUCUCUCUCUAAAUGGAACUCCUACCAGAACAUCUGCACUGCAGAAGAAUGUGUUUGUGUUUCCUCUCCUCUCUCUCCAGCGGCUCCUCUCCAGUCUCCUGCUCUCACGCUGGACCGAUGCUCGGUGAGGAGGAACGGCAGCAGCAGCGCCACGCUCUCCUCCAGCCCUGACCACACGCUCUCGGCCAGCAGCGACUCGGGUCUGUCCAGUGCCUCGCUGCGCACCGAGGGCUGGCCCAGAACCCCGCAGCCCAGCCAGCAGGAGCGUGUGGAGCUCAAGCGGCUGCUCAGCGGCUUCGGCCUGGACGAGACGAGCCGAGGAUGUGCCGCUCCAGAGCCACCGCCGCCGAGCCUCGAGAACGGCCCGAAGGAGCGCGAGACCGACAUCCUGGACGACGAGGCGCUGGCCUCGCGGCACGACCUGCACAGCGUGGACAGUCUGGGCACGCUCUCCUCGUCCUAUCACAAGAGCAGCCAGAACUCGCUGCUGUCGGACGGCUUCGGCAGCCCCGGCCGCGCAGACGAGCCUCAUGUGUUCCAGCACGCCGGAUACUCCACGCAGACCUGGGUCCAUCAGCAGCAGCUGGUCGCAGCUCAGCAGUACUUGUACCUGCCGGAGGAGGACGGCGCGGAGGAGCGCUUCAGCAACCACCUGCAGGAGCUGCUGCCUAAAGCCUCCGUGCAGAGCCGCUGUCCGUCGAGCCCCGCCAUCUCUCAGAGCCAAGACACGGACAAGAAACACGACGAGGAGUUCAGCUCUCUGACGCUGGACAUCGAUAACUCCAUCCAUCAGCUCAACCAGCUCAUCCUGGACCUGGAUCCCACAUUCGUGCCUAUUUCCACCAAACCCAGCUGCUUCAGCAGAGCCGGCGGAGCAGACACACAGACUCGUCAGACGGAACACAGAUUCAUUAUGAGCCCAAAGACGAGUGACGUGACGGAGCUCACUGGAGCACGAGGACAGACGGCCUGGACACUGAACCUGAACACAGCAGACACACACACACUGACCGCUGCUGCACCGCACACACAGCAUGCAGCGGUGUUCAGAGCAGAUGGUGUGCAGCAUUCGUCUCACGGUUCACUGGACACUGGCAGUGACAUGAUGCCCUCAACACCAGCCUUCCCCAUCACACCAACCACUCCAUAUGUGAAGAGCAUGAUGGGUUACUCAGCGUUCAGACAGACGCCGUCUCCUUCAUUUGGAUCCUGUAGAGCUGAACACGAUAUGAGAGAGAAUACAGGAUUCAUGGGAGCUUCAAAUGAAGGUUUCCAGCAUCACAGACCGUACAUCACUGGAGUCACGGCCUUCUCUGACCGGUCUGCAGACUGCGUGAGCUUCGCCCCGUCCUCCGGCCCGUCUCUGCCCGCUCCGAAUGCCCACAGCUCUCCUCUCAGCGGCCCGAGAGCCCGGGUCCUGCAGCAGCCGUUUGAGGAGAAGCUGGGCUUGGGCCUGACGCUGGAGGCACUGGAGUCUGACGGCGAGCUGUCGCAGGGCUCGGUGUCUCCCAGCGGUUUCUCCAGUCCUCACAGCGGCAGCUCGCUCAGCAUCCCCUUCCCCAGCGUCCUGCCCUCCGACGGGCUGACCGUCAGCUUCGUCCAGGACACCUCCAAAUACUGGUACAAGCCCGACAUCGCUCGGGAACAAGCUAUCACGCUCCUGAAGGACAGAGAGCCUGGCUCCUUCAUCGUGAGGGACAGUCACUCGUUCAGAGGAGCGUAUGGACUGGCCAUGAAGGUGUCCACACCGCCACCGUCAGCCCUGCAGACCCGGAGAGGAGUGGAUCUGUCCAGUGAGCUGGUGCGGCACUUUCUGAUCGAGUGCUCGGCGCGGGGCGUCCGGCUCAAGGGAUGCCCAAACGAACCCUACUUUGGCAGUCUGAGCGCUCUGGUCUGUCAGCACUCCAUCACUCCUCUGGCUCUUCCCUGUAAACUCAUCAUUCCUGACAGAGAUCCUCUAGAGGACGCUGUCAGCACAUCCUCGCAGUCCAUCACCAACUCUGCGGCUGAGCUCCUCAAACAAGGAGCAGCCUGUAACGUGUGGUUCCUGGGCUCGGUGGAGAUGGAGUCUCUGACGGGGAAUCAGGCGGUGCAGAAGGCCACCACUGAGAUCCUGAGAGCCGACUCGCUCCCGUCCUCCACCGUAGUGCACUUCAAAGUGUCCUCGCAGGGAAUCACGCUCACCGACAACCAGAGAAAACUGUUCUUCCGGAGACACUACGCUGUAAACACCGUCAUCUUCUGUGCUCUGGACCCUCAGGACAGGAAAUGGAAACGAGAUGGCUGCUCCUCGGCGAAGAUCUUCGGGUUUGUGGCGAGGAAAGCGGGCAUUGGUUUGGAGAACGUGUGUCAUGUGUUCGCGGAGCACGACCCCGAGCAGCCCGCCAGCGCCAUCGUCAACUUCGUCUCCAAAGUCAUGAUCGGCUCUCAGAGGAUGUGAUGAACGAGGGGUCUCUGAAAACCAGCAUGUACAGUGUGUGUAUAUUUGUGUAUUGAACGUGUAAGUAUGGUUUACACAGACUCAAAAAGAAUUACUCUCAUUGGAAAUAAAUCUCAACAUACAUGUUUAUGGACAGUAAUGCUUUUUUAAAUUAUUUCUAGUAUCUUAUGUGUAAUGUAUCUCACUACUGAUGACAUAAAACCAAAAACGUCUUUAUAAUUUAUGUCAUUGCAUUUUAGAUAUCUAUAUAUUUAGUAUUUUUUAUUUUUUUUACUUGCAAAUUUCUAUUACAUAUGCCAAGUCGUUUUCUGCAGAAAAAAAUUAUACUUCAUAUAUAUAUAUAUAUAUAUAUAUAUAAGGUCAUGCAUGUGAAAUAGUUUGAGAUGUCAGAAUGAGUAUUUCUCUGACUGCUCCGAGGCUUCUGUGUAUCUGCUCUUCUUCAUGUCAUGAUGCUGUUUAUAUAAAGUGAUGACGGUAGGAGACGCUGUCAUAGAGUCAGUCGUGUGUUGUACAGGAGGAUCUGUGUAAGAGUGUUCAGAGAGUCAGGCUUGAGUGUUGUUCUGUGGACUCAUAAUACAGGGAGCACAGAUGUACUGACCUUCACACAGAUAACUGUUGAGGGCUCUGGUUAUUUAUACUUGAUGUUGUUAAAGUCACUGGUGAUUUUCAGAAACUGAAAUGAACCACACACACAGUCUCUGAAUAUCUGAAAUAUCAUGUUUUAGUUUGCAGUACUUCAUCUGCUUCCAGCGGCAGAAUCUGAGAAAUAAAGAGUACAGACCGAAAUGA